AUGGUGUACUGGCCAUUGCGUUUAUUUAUGUUGCAUUUGCUAACCCCUGACCCGGAAAAUUUCAACAUCCCCUUGGGGCUUGAUUUGUGUAUACACUUGAUGCCGGUAGUCUCGUUGCUUAUUGAUUACUUGGUGUUUAUGCCACGCUGGACUAUUAAGAGCAAUACUGUAUUGUUGUUGAUUACUGCGCUUUCUACUGGCUACUGGUGUUUGUUAAAGUAUUUAGUGGAUACUGAGAAUGGCGGGAGGUAUCCGUAUGCGUUUAUGGAUAUGGAAGAUGACGGGUUAAGGGCACUUGUGUUUGUAGCUGUUGGGUUGGUUGCGUUCUUACAGUUUCAUUUUAUGAGAAAUAUUUAUGACGUUGUUGUGAAGAAGACCGAAACAGUGGAUAUAGAAAUUGAUAGAAAGCUUAGAUAG
This is a messenger RNA of Candida albicans SC5314, 417 nucleotides long. RefSeq lists its product as uncharacterized. Lineage: Eukaryota; Fungi; Ascomycota; Pichiomycetes; Serinales; Debaryomycetaceae. Gene Ontology annotation, cellular component: endomembrane system; membrane. The record is from RefSeq and is a predicted model, not a curated record. The transcript has a single exon. Bases 1 to 417 code for a protein of 138 amino acids.